AUGUCGUCUUCGUCAAAUAAUGGUUCAGAUUUCCAGCUACCAAAUCGAUCCAAAAAGACCCAGAACAAAGACACGGUGAUUGUGGGGGCCGGUCUAGCGGGACUCUCCAUAGCGCUGUAUCUUUCCCAGUUGGAUCCGGAUCGACAAAUUACCAUUCUGGAUCGAGAAGAGCAUGACAUUGAAGCAAAGAAACGAACAACAAUCAGUAGCUUUGCGGCAGCUGGAAUGCUGGCUCCUCAAUCGGAACGCUUGCCCAAGGGACACUUGCUGGAUUUGUGUCUGGCCAGUCGGCGCAUGUAUCCUGAAUUUUGCGAUCUCGUGGAAUCCUUGGCACAAGAAUCAGGCCAAGAAGGGGCCAAGUUUUUAAUGCCGCAACAACAGUCUUCUCAGGAACCACCAUGGAGUGUGGGGUACAUGGCAUCCGGUGGAUUUCUAGCACCGGCAUUUGCAGGAGAUACCGUCGCCACCUGGGCUCCUCCCGAGGAUGGUGGAACUGCUACCUGGCUCGACGAAAUACAAGUCCGAGAGCUGGAACCCAAUUUGCAUCCCGAGGUCGUUGGAGGAUGGUGGUUCCCAGAGGAUGCCAGUGUGGAUGCGAGGCGUCUGACCUGCAGUUUGUACGCUGCUUGCAUUGCCGCGGGUGUCCAGUUUCUGUGUGGCAAGGGAUAUGAAGUGACAUCCGUGGACCUAAACGAUGGAACAUGUCAUGGACUAUGGCUUCAAAAUGGAAAAUAUUUCAAAACCAAAUCAGUGCUAGUGGCCAAUGGUGCCUGGAUGAGGAAUCUGCUGCCAGUGCCCAUUGAGCCUCACAAAGGACAGUCUCUAGCGCUUAAAAUGCCAGCCGAUCGACCACCAAUCCUGCGACGAGUACUCUUUGCUCAAGACUCCUACAUUGUUCCAAAGGCUGAUGGAAACAUUGUCAUUGGUGCCACCGUGGAGGCGGGUAGCUUUGAUGGAAACGUAACGCCAGCAGGUCUUCUACAUAUCCUUACGCAUGCGCUAGAGUUGGUGCCAGGAUUGAAAGAUCUACCUGUGGUAGAAACCUGGGCUGGAUUACGACCCACAACACCCGACAAAGGGCCCAUAAUAGGCAAGUCGCCAUGGAAGAACCUCUUCCUGGCUGGGGGGUACUGGAGAAAUGGAGUCUUGCUUGCACCCAAAACAGCACAGCUCUUGGCUUGUCUCAUGACUGACACUGCAAUGUCAGCUGAUGACGAGGCGUUGCUGGGGGCUUUUUCGUGGGAUCGUUUCACUGCCAAAGGAGGUGGGGCUACAAUGGCCGCAAACGCAAGGUAUGCUGCGUCCAUGCAUCCUAUUCAUUCUCGAGUAUCGGGGGCAGGAGUUGCGGCAGCGGUGGGAACCGAGCUCGGGUCGUACUCAACGGCCAAGGCUGCCAAAGAUGAGCGACAAAAGGACAGAAAGGCCUUGUGGGAAAGUGACAGCGAUGAUGCCUUUGAGCGUGCUGCGGCACUUGGCCAAAGAGAUGCUUUGAGUUUUUCAAUGGACAACGAAAAGAAAGACGCGCCUCCGAGCAAACCGAAACCGCCAUCACCUGUUUUCUUCCCAGAGCCAACAACAGAAGAGAAAGCAAGUAAUGCUCGUCAGGAAACAGCCCAAAACGACCUGGCGUCAAUCUACGAUUCUAUCAAGGAAAACAAAGCCAAACAAGUCGUGUCGCUACCAGAUACUGGUGGUGUUGACACCAGACCUGAUCCGGGCUUUCGAAUCUAUCAUGUUGAUGACGAAACAGGAGAGUCGCGUGAGGUUCCUCCUUAUACAAAACCAGUUGAUUUCUUACAAAGCAUUAGCAAAGAUACAACGUCAACAACCGCAAGCGACUCUGUCCCGGAGAAGAUAUCAAAAAGUUCCGACAAAAACGCCAACAAGGCUACUCCGUCAUCCAAAUCUGACAAAUCAUCGUACAACGAGAAAACUUACGAUGGGUAUCAAGACAUCCUGGUAGCAAACGCCGGGAAAUCCCGCGAGGAAGAAUUGCAAUCAAUGCGGCAAGCCCGCUUCAAGAACCGGCUAGACCAGGAGUCAAUUGACGCUUCUAAGAUUGGCACAAUAACGGAUGAAUUCAAAGAGUUCGAGGAAAGCGAAGAACCUGCUUCUAGCCAAACUGACCUUUCAUCUGCCUACCAGGCUAUCCUGGACAACAAGUCAAAGCAGAAAGUUGAGCUACCGGAUACCAGUGACGUCGAGCAGAGGCCUGAUCCCGGAUUUCGCAUCUUCCAUGUAGACUCUGAGACUGGAGAAUCUAGAGAGGUCCCACCAUACACAAAGCCUGUUGAUUUCUUGCUCUCAUUGGCAGAAGAAAAGGCACCAAAUGCAACAGUUACAGAGGCAACGAUAUCAUCAGAAGGCAUCGACGGUGUCUCAAAGCUUGAAAAUGACGAACACCUCAAUGGUUUGAGCAAGAUCAAUGGUGAUCACUCGGGAAAAGCAGCAAACGAGGAAUACAGUGAGAAAACUUUUGAUGGCUAUCAAGACAUUAUAGAAGCCAACUCUGCCAACACCCGCGAAGAGGAGUUGGAAGCCAUGCGUCGAGCUCGACAAAGUAAUCGUUUGGGCCAGUCCGGCAUUGACGACAGCAAACUCUAA
Messenger RNA from Seminavis robusta, 2604 nucleotides. The record is from the annotation of a GenBank genome assembly. NCBI's taxonomy places the organism in Eukaryota, Bacillariophyta, Bacillariophyceae, Naviculales, Naviculaceae.